Messenger RNA from Tripterygium wilfordii, 1454 nucleotides. Its product is annotated as phosphoenolpyruvate/phosphate translocator 2, chloroplastic-like. Gene Ontology annotation, cellular component: membrane; Golgi apparatus. Gene Ontology annotation, molecular function: antiporter activity. Gene Ontology annotation, biological process: transmembrane transport. The coding region runs from base 107 to 1330 and encodes 407 amino acids. Lineage: Eukaryota; Viridiplantae; Streptophyta; Magnoliopsida; Celastrales; Celastraceae. The record is from RefSeq and is a predicted model, not a curated record. The transcript is spliced from 9 exons.
GCACACCAUUGGAUCUGUUCCAAUUAUAGUAAGCAGAUCUUAUUGUUCAUAUUCAACAAGAAAAGUUGAAAUUUGCUCUCUGUUUUCCUGGCACUACAACAAUAAAAUGCAGAGCUCUGCAAUAGCUUUGUUUCCUUCAACUUUGUUUGUCAAACCACAACAAAAAUCUCUUCACGGAAGCCCAAUUUCGAGACGACUCAGUUCAAAGCCACUUGAUGGCAACCUUGCUAAUGGAAUUCUGGGUGGAAAAUGUUUGUUCUUGGGUUCUUCUUUGCGCUUCAACUCUGUCAGUGGAAUUUCUCCUCCCUUCAAAAUUUUGGAUCCUAGACGAGACUGUCUCAAGGUGAGGGCGUCCACUGUGCCCGAGAACGCUGGAGAGAGCGGGACAUCGAGUGAUUUGACUGGAACUUUGCAGCUUGGAGCUAUGUUUGGACUCUGGUAUCUUUUGAACAUCUACUUCAACAUUUUCAACAAACAGGUUCUUAAAGUAUAUCCAUAUCCAGCAACAGUUACAGCUUUCCAGUUUGGUUGUGGGACUACGAUGAUUAUCAUAAUGUGGACAUUUAACCUGCACAUAAGACCGAAGAUUACUCGUUCACAGCUUGCAGCAAUCCUAACGUUGGCUGUAGCACACACCAUGGGAAAUGUUUUGACGAAUGUUAGCCUCGGGAGAGUUGCUGUUUCCUUCACUCACACAAUCAAAGCUAUGGAGCCCUUUUUUACUGUCUUAUUCGCCUUCUUGUUCCUUGGCGAGAGGCCAACUUUCUGGGUAGUGUCUUCACUAGUACCUAUUGUAAGUGGAGUGGCAUUGGCAUCAUUCACUGAGGCCUCUUUUAAUUGGAUCGGCUUCUGUAGUGCUAUGGCUUCCAAUGUGACUAAUCAAUCACGGAACGUACUCAGCAAAAAGUUCAUGGUCCAGAAAGAGGAAACUUUGGACAAUAUCAACCUUUUCUCUGUGAUCACAGUCAUUUCUUUUGUUCUUUUGGUCCCGGUUGCUAUUUUCAUGGAAGGCAUUAAGUUCACCCCUUCCUUUCUGCAGUCUGCUGCAAAUCAGGGAUUGAAUGUUAGGGAGCUAUGCGUGCGAUCUCUUAUGGCUGGAUUCUGCUUCCAUGCUUAUCAGCAAGUCUCUUAUAUGAUUCUGCAGAUGGUAUCACCUGUAACACAUUCAGUCGGAAACUGUGUGAAACGUGUCGUGGUCAUCAUAUCUUCAGUUAUCUUCUUCCAAACGCCUGUUUCUCCCGUAAACUCCAUCGGAACUGCUGUGGCACUUGCUGGAGUGUUCUUGUAUUCAAGAGCAAAGAGGAUAAAGCCAAAACUGAAAGCUGGAUAAUGAGGAGUUGCAUUGCAAUGAAACAGUGUCUGUUCAUUCAAUAAAAGUCAAAAAGAAAGUCUGAAUUUGAUUUAAGAACAUGAAUUUUUGAAGUUAGAAAACAAGUUAAAAAUUUUGCUGAUUA